GGGUUUACAGAAGUGCUUAAUAAAAAAAACAAGAAACAGCAAAUCCCGACGCUGCUGGGUCCGGUGGCAGCGUGGAACCUUCGUCACCUUCGCUGGCAAAGCAAACACAACACACUCAUUAACCAUUCAUUUCAUUUUUUCAAUUUCUCUUUAACAAUUCCUAUCACUCUCUCCGUUCAACAAUGGAUCUCCGUCCCCACCGAGUCAAGAGGACCUCCUCUUCCUCCUCCUCCCCUCCCCCUACCCCCAAGGCCUCCGACGCCCUCCCUCUCCCUCUCUACCUCACCAACGCCAUCUUCUUCACUCUCUUCUUCUCCGUCGCUUACUACCUCCUCCACCGGUGGCGCGACAAGAUCCGAAGCUCCACUCCUCUCCACGUUGUCACGCUUUCCGAGAUUGCUGCCAUUGUCUCCCUCAUCGCUUCCUUCAUCUACCUCCUCGGUUUCUUCGGCAUCGACUUCGUUCAGUCCUUCAUCGCACGCGCCUCUCACGAUGUCUGGGACCUUGAUGACGCUGUUCCGGAACCCCGCCACGACUUCCCCGUGGCUUCUGAACCGCCGAUUCCCAAAUUGCCCCCGCCGGAACCCUCGAUUUCCUCUGAGGAAGACGAGGAGAUCGUAAAGUCGGUGGUGGACGGCGCCACGCCCUCAUACGCGCUGGAAUCGAGGCUCGGGGACUGUCGCCGUGCCGCGGCGAUCCGCCGCGAGGCGCUGCAGAGGCUAACGGGGAGGUCGCUGGAGGGUUUGCCAUUGGAAGGGUUCAGUUACGAGUCGAUUUUGGGUCAGUGCUGCGAAAUGCCAGUGGGGUACGUUCAGAUUCCGGUGGGUGUGGCGGGACCGUUGCUUUUGGAUGGGUUUGAGUACACGGUGCCGAUGGCUACGACGGAGGGGUGUUUGGUGGCGAGUACCAAUAGAGGGUGCAAAGCAAUUUAUGCGUCUGGUGGGGCUAGCAGUGUCGUUUUGAGGGAUAGCAUGUCUAGGGCACCUGUUGUUAGGUUUUCCACUGCUAAAAGGGCUGCACAGUUGAAGUUCUUCUUGGAGGAUCCUCUCAAUUUUGAUACCUUGGCUGUUGUUUUCAACAGGUCGAGUAGAUUUGCCAGGCUUCAAGGUAUUCAUUGUGCUAUGGCUGGGAAGAAUGUUUAUUUGAGAUUCGCUUGCAGCACGGGUGACGCCAUGGGGAUGAACAUGGUUUCCAAAGGGGUGCAGAACGUUCUUGAUUUCCUUCAAAAUGAUUUUCCUGACAUGGAUGUUAUUGGCAUCUCUGGAAAUUAUUGUUCGGACAAGAAACCUGCUGCAGUAAAUUGGAUUGAGGGACGUGGGAAAUCAGUUGUUUGUGAAGCAAUUAUCAAAGAGGAAGUGGUCAAGAAAGUAUUAAAGACCAAUGUGGCUGCCCUGGUGGAGCUUAACAUGCUCAAAAACCUUACUGGUUCUGCUAUUGCCGGUGCUCUUGGUGGAUAUAAUGCACAUGCCAGUAACAUUGUUUCUGCCAUUUUUAUAGCCACUGGUCAAGAUCCAGCUCAAAAUGUUGAGAGUUCCCAUUGCAUAACCAUGAUGGAAGCAGUCAAUGAUGGGAGAGACCUUCAUAUCUCAGUGACUAUGCCUUCCAUUGAGGUGGGUACUGUUGGGGGUGGCACUCAACUUGCAUCUCAGUCUGCUUGCUUGAAUUUGCUUGGUGUGAAGGGUGCGAGCAAGGAGUCACCAGGAUCAAACUCAAGACUCUUGGCCACCAUUGUUGCUGGAUCUGUUUUAGCAGGAGAGCUGUCUCUGAUGUCCGCGAUUGCGGCAGGGCAGCUAGUGAACAGCCACAUGAAGUACAACAGAUCAAGCAAAGAUGUAACUAAAGUAUCAUCUUGACGAAGAGGACAAGGGCGUGGUUGGAGUCAUUCAUUGGGGAGUCUAAAAUAAAAAACUUUUGGGACAUUGAGUGCAGAAAACAAACAAUUCAGGGAGGGAAACGGAAAACAGUAGAUUAGAUUGUUGGCAUCCACGUAUGGCUCUGCAUUGCUGUCUGUAGUUUGUUAUUUGGAUAGAUGAAGUAGAGUUCUACUUCUACCUUCUGGAUCCGUUUGAUAGCUUAUUUUGCCGAGCCAAACGAUGGGUGUUAAUUCUCCUUCCCCUUUUUAAGCCAAGACAUUUGACGUGCUGUAUUAUAAUUCUUUACCCCCAUAUAAUAUGAUUAGUAUAUCUUCCAUUAUCUC
Abrus precatorius (Indian licorice) is the source of this 2197-nucleotide messenger RNA. Its product is annotated as 3-hydroxy-3-methylglutaryl-coenzyme A reductase 1-like. Gene Ontology annotation, molecular function: hydroxymethylglutaryl-CoA reductase (NADPH) activity; protein binding. Gene Ontology annotation, biological process: sterol biosynthetic process; coenzyme A metabolic process; isoprenoid biosynthetic process. The record is from RefSeq and is a predicted model, not a curated record. Gene Ontology annotation, cellular component: peroxisomal membrane; endoplasmic reticulum membrane. NCBI's taxonomy places the organism in Eukaryota, Viridiplantae, Streptophyta, Magnoliopsida, Fabales, Fabaceae. Bases 183 to 1853 code for a protein of 556 amino acids. The transcript has 4 exons.